ACAUUCCGGCACACCGCCCGGCAAUAUCAAACCUCGCCCGGCGUGGGCGGGCCAGCUGGAUGGCUCCAUCGCGAAAGGCCUCAUUGACCGACGAGCAGCCCAAGUCGACGGCGUUCAGAGCGUCCACCGAACCGCAUUGUCCGACCGCAUUCUCUCGGCCAUUCCUCUAGCACAUCCACCGCCAAGAUGUCGAUGUUCAGGGCCAAGAAGUUCGACCUCGGGUGUUUCACCAACAUCAAGAUCAUCCGCGACCACUCGAAGCGCAAGGCCUUUGCGGCCGCCGAGCCGGAGAGACAAGCGCUGCGCUACAUCAUCCGCAACACGACGCUCCCCGCCCGCACGCGCGCCAUCGCCCAGCUGCUGCUGACCCAGAUGCACUGCUACACGCGCCCGACCCAGAUCCGGAACCGGUGUAUUCUCGGCGGGAAGGGGCGGGGUAUCUUCAGAGAUUUCAAGAUGUCAAGGUACAACUUCCGGUUGCAAGCGCUGGCGGGUAACUUGCCGGGUGUGAAAAAGGCCAGUUGGUAGAGGAGGCACCGGAGGGUAUCGGACUACGCUGCCUUUCGAUAUGGUGCGGCGGCAUUGGGUUCGCGAUAGAAGGGCGUGGCAGAAUGACGGAAGGGAGUUUGUGAGCAAAGGCUCGCAAACGUGUAUAUCUGGAGUGGCUGCGAUCGUACUCGCAAUCACGCAUCUAC
Messenger RNA from Thermothielavioides terrestris NRRL 8126, 695 nucleotides. RefSeq names its product mitochondrial 37S ribosomal protein MRP2. Gene Ontology annotation, molecular function: structural constituent of ribosome. The transcript has 3 exons. Bases 187 to 528 code for a protein of 113 amino acids. Gene Ontology annotation, biological process: translation. NCBI's taxonomy places the organism in Eukaryota, Fungi, Ascomycota, Sordariomycetes, Sordariales, Chaetomiaceae. The record is from RefSeq and is a predicted model, not a curated record. Gene Ontology annotation, cellular component: ribosome; mitochondrial small ribosomal subunit.